AUGCCCGCCCAGCAGAUGGACGCCCUGGGUGCCUUUACCCAUCUCUCCGACAACAUCCCCCAGUGGAUCGCCCGGCUGUCCGAAUUGAGCGCCUACACCACCGCCCGACAUGCCGAGUAUGUCGAAGAGUUCCGCAAGCACUCCCAUAUGGCCCUGCGCCCGCGCCGGCGGAAGAACAGCUCCGUAUGCUCCAUCCACACCGACGACCUGAAUCUCCCCCCGACCGAGGCGCAGCCGAAAUCCAACCCCCGAAAGCGAGGCCCUGACCAGGCGCCCUCUGUCGAGUCCGCCGACCGGCACUCUCUCGUCAGUACCCGGCACAACGUCAUCAUCCACUACGACGGCCACACCCAGAAGACCCUGGAAGAGAUGGUCCGUCACAUUGGGAUCGCCCGAAACCACCUCCGCCGCGGCAAGAUGGCCCAGCUGCCGUUGGUGGGCUUCCGCACCGGGAUGUACAGCCGCACCGCGCGCAUGCCCAACUGCUCGUCCACCUCCCUGGAGUCCGACAACGCUUCGCCCUCCCCCGACCUGCUGCUGUCCAAUAUUCGUAGCUCCCGCCAGCGGGGGCCCCCGCCGGCGGCGCCCGCUCCUCCCAAAGAUUCGCCCUUUGACGUGGCCGAUAAGCACCUCGAGUUGGCGCACAGUCUGUGCGAGACGGCCGCGCACCAUUUCCUCCGAGUCGGCGACUGUGCCACCGAGUUGAACGGCGUCGACCAAAAAUUCAAGGCCUUGCUGGACCUGGCUCAGAAGGAAGUCGACCGGCUCAAGGCGGAGCGCAAGGAGGAACCCCAGGCCGACGAGGCGGAACCCCAACCCGAACCGACCAAGAAACCGGCGCCGGACAAUGCCCAGCCCUCUACCGCGGAGCAAUCCGACGCAAUCGAGGUGGACGAAGAAGACGACGGGUCGGUCGAAUCUCUGGAUUUGACGGUCUUCCGGGCCAACCGGCGACGAGCCUACGGCUGA
Aspergillus terreus NIH2624 is the source of this 969-nucleotide messenger RNA. RefSeq lists its product as uncharacterized. The record is from RefSeq and is a predicted model, not a curated record. The transcript has a single exon. The coding region runs from base 1 to 969 and encodes 322 amino acids. NCBI's taxonomy places the organism in Eukaryota, Fungi, Ascomycota, Eurotiomycetes, Eurotiales, Aspergillaceae.